This is a messenger RNA of Cololabis saira (Pacific saury), 1871 nucleotides long. RefSeq names its product myosin regulatory light polypeptide 9. Bases 136 to 657 code for a protein of 173 amino acids. Gene Ontology annotation, cellular component: myofibril; cytoplasm; stress fiber. Lineage: Eukaryota; Metazoa; Chordata; Actinopteri; Beloniformes; Belonidae. Gene Ontology annotation, biological process: platelet aggregation; myofibril assembly. The record is from RefSeq and is a predicted model, not a curated record. Gene Ontology annotation, molecular function: calcium ion binding. The transcript has 4 exons.
CGGGAGCUGAUUCUCGCAGCAAACUUUUCUACUCGCUUCUCCUCCCAACUGCAGUGACGGAGUCAGACUGAAAGGAGUUUGAAGGACUCCCAAAUAUUUCUGCCUUGAAGCCCAGGUCCAGAUCCAGCUGCCAUCAUGUCGAGCAAACGUGCCAAGGGGAAGACCACCAAGAAGCGUCCUCAGAGGGCGACCUCCAAUGUCUUUGCUAUGUUUGACCAGUCUCAGAUCCAGGAGUUCAAAGAGGCGUUCAACAUGAUUGACCAGAACAGAGAUGGCUUCAUCGACAAGGAGGACCUGCACGACAUGCUGGCCUCUCUGGGUAAGAACCCCUCUGACGAAUACCUGGAGGGAAUGAUGAGCGAAGCACCAGGGCCCAUUAAUUUUACCAUGUUCCUCACCAUGUUUGGAGAAAGGCUCAAUGGAACAGACCCAGAAGACGUCAUCCGCAACGCCUUUGCCUGUUUCGAUGAGGAGGGAGUUGGUGUGAUCCAUGAAGACCAUCUGAGAGAACUCCUGACCACCAUGGGCGACCGCUUCACAGAUGAAGAGGUGGACGAGCUCUUCCGGGAGGCUCCCAUCGACAAGAAGGGCAACUUCAACUACGCAGAAUUCACCCGCAUCCUCAAACACGGGGCCAAAGACAAGGAUGAUGAGUAGAGGGAAAAAAGACAACUGCAUCAGCCCUCCUGCACACAUGCUGCACUACAGAUCUGACCCCGGCUUUUCUUUUCUUUUUUGAGUCUUGUACAAUGAAGAAACCUAAACAGGAAACCUGUAUUAGUUUUUGAGACUGUAGCAGGUUAAAAGUGAAAUGUUCCAUUUAUUGGGAUCCGCGUAGUAAAUUAAAGGUACAGACUUAUUCUUCAGAGCUACACACUACAAGUACAACUCAGUUAUCAUUUUAAGAUUUAAACACAGCACAUUGGACACCAGGCUACUGCAGCAUCACCCGCCUGUUUCGGGGAAGCUGGUUGGAUUUUGGAAAUGCACUAAGCAUCAGUGUGCAUGUGUGUGUGGGGGGGCUGUUUGGACCUAAGUGCUGCAUACAGUACCAGCCAUGUUUACCUCUUCCUGCCAGUUAGCUACCACACGUGUAUACUGCAACGGGCUCUUUUCUCUGUAACAAAUCUAUCCUUGUGUUGAAAAAGAGAAAUCAAUCUGUUUACUGUUUAUUGUUUAUUUGACAAUCAAAAGAGGUUUUUUUCUGGCCUGUUGUUUAAUAGAAUUGGCUGUCCAGACAUCUUCCAUAAGCUGGUUCAGUGCAUUUUUCGAGGGAUCGGGUGUGUGUGUUGAAGGGAUUCAGUUUUGAAACUGCUCAGGCAAAUAAAGUAAGUGUAGAUUUGUGUUUGCAGUCACUGAACCAUAUCUUCUCCAGAUCAGCGAAAUGUCUGUUUCAUAUUUAAUUUAGAGGCUCAAAGUGCUAUCGGUGCGUCUGCAUGUUCCAGGCCUUAUACUGCACUAAAGGAACUUGGAUGCAUCCACAUUUCUUCUUUUUUUUUUUUUUUUAAAUCAGCUUCAUCAACUCUUGAUUAUUAAACAAAUGUACAUUUCACUGAGAACGCAGCCUUUUUCCUAUCUGAAAGAUAAACACUUGUUUUUAAUAGCAGAAUUGAAUGCUUUACUAACCCCAAAGGGACAUUUAACCAAAGGCAAGUGGGCCGAACCUACUGCAGCAUUGGUGUGGUCUACAUUAAUUAUGCCCACUAUAAAGUUGCUGUUGUAUUUAGUGAAGAAAAGGUGUCAUUAUGAGAUUUUUGACUAUUUACUGCGCAACUCAAAGUUCUGAAAUUGUCAAUAUUUUAUGCACUUACCUAUAAAAUUAUUUUUUGCUAAAGCAACAAUCAUAUUAAAGGUUGGAAUAUUAACACUCA